GUCUCCCUCUUGCUGUUGCAUGCAGUUCCUCUCUCUCUUCCUCCAUUCCUCUAACCCCUCCCUCCUUCUAACCCCACCCCUCUGGCAGAUCCAGGAAGUCCCUCCCCUUCCCACAAACUCUCUUCUGAGGAAACGAAACUGAUCUGAGUCUCUGUCUCAUCUGUCUGUGUGACAGUGAACAACCGUCCAAAUGGCUCAACAGGGAGUUUUGCUGGACCAGGACCAGUUCUGUUGUUCUGUCUGUCUGGAUCUACUGAAGGAGCCGGUGGCUAUUCCCUGUGGACACAGUUACUGUAGGAGCUGUAUUGAGGGCUGCUGGGAUCAGGAUGUUCUGAAAGGGGUCUAUAGCUGUCCUCAGUGCAGAGAGACCUUCACUCCAAGGCCUAAUCUGAGGAAAAAUAACAUGUUGGCUGAGCUGGUGGAGAAACUGAGGAAGACAGGACUCCAGGCUGCUCCCCCUCCUGCUCUGUGCUAUGCUGGACCUGGAGAUGUGGUGUGUGAUUUCUGCACUGGGACCAGAAAGCAGAAAGCCCUCAUGUCCUGUCUGGUGUGUCUGGCCUCUUACUGUGAGACUCACCUCCAACCUCACUAUGAAUUUCCUGGUUUCAAGAAGCACAAGCUGGUCAAAGCCACGGCACAACUACAGGAGAAGAUCUGCUCUCAUCAUGACAAACUGCUGGAGGUUUACUGUCGUACCGAUCAGCAGUGUAUCUGUUAUCAGUGUGUGAUGGAUGAACAUAAAGGCCAUGAUACAGUGUCAGCUGCAGCAGAGAGGACUGAGAAACAGAGGCAGCUGGGGAUGAGUCAGCAGAAGGUCCAGCAGAGAUUCCAGGAGAGAGAGAAGGAGCUGAAGGAGCUCCAACAGGCUGUGGAGUCUUUCAAGACGGAAGAGAGAGAACAAAGGCUGAACCUUAACUUCCAAUGCCCCGCCCCCUCCACGCCACUCCGCCAACCACCAGGAUGCCCGGCAUCAGAACAUCCCAGGCAUUCCUGUGAUUGGCAGAUAGCAGGUUGAUUGGCAUGUCGGACCCCGCGAACACUGGGAACUGGUAAGUACAACACAACCAGCUACUAGCCGAACACAUAACACACAGCUGUCUGUGCGGGUCGCUACAGUAGUUUUACUAUCUGUGCCAGGCUAUAAAUGACACAGAUAAAAUCUAGUUAACGUUGUAUUUAAUGUAGUUUUACUAUCUGUGCCAGGCUAUAAAUGACACAGAUAAUAUCUAGUUAACGUUGUAUUUAAUAUAGUUUUACUAUCUGUGCCAGGCUAUAAAUGACACAGAUAAAAUCUAGUUAACGUUGUAUUUAAUGUAGUUUUACUAUCUGUACCAGGCUAUAAAUGACACAGAUAAUAUCUAGUUAACGUUGUAUUUAAUUGAUCACAGCUUUCUGCUUUCCAUGUAGAGUUUUUGGUAAAGAACAUUACAUUUGAUUAUUUUGUCAGUAAUGGCUGCAAAAAUGGGAAAAAAUCUUAGUUUAUCUUUGUCAAACAUGAGAUGACACAAACACACAGAGACAGUGUUGUGGCAAAGCUACCAGGAAACUAUCAAUCAUGGGAACAUUGCUCAGAUUUGAACAUCUGACCAUGCUGGUGAUAUUGCAGAGAGAAGGGAGUAUCUGAGGAGAAUUGUUGUGUUCACAUCAAUGUUAGGAAGACAAGGACUCUCUUUCCGUGACAAUGAUGAAUCUAGUGAAAGCACAAAUAGAGGGAACUCUCAAUAGUCAAACUAAAAUACAACUCAAACAACUUCCUAGAGGUGUUCUGUACCUGUCUGUCCAGGAGGGAGGAGAGUAGAGCAGGACCAAGAGGUGUUCUGUACCUGUCUGUCCAGGAGGGAGGAGAGUAGAGCAGGA
Oncorhynchus kisutch (coho salmon) is the source of this 1857-nucleotide messenger RNA. Its product is annotated as E3 ubiquitin/ISG15 ligase TRIM25-like. NCBI's taxonomy places the organism in Eukaryota, Metazoa, Chordata, Actinopteri, Salmoniformes, Salmonidae. The transcript is spliced from 3 exons. Gene Ontology annotation, molecular function: zinc ion binding. The record is from RefSeq and is a predicted model, not a curated record. The coding region runs from base 191 to 1015 and encodes 274 amino acids.